AACGGGGCCGGGAUAGAGAGAUCGGGGCCGGGACAGCGGGAACGGGGCCGGGAUAGAGAGAACGGGGCCGGGACAGCGGGAACGGGGCCGGGAUAGAGAGAUCGGGGCCGGGACAGCGGGAACGGGGCCGGGAUAGAGAGAUCGGGGCCGGGAUAGAGAGAUCGGGGCUGGGACAGCGGGAACGGGGCCGGGAUAGAGAGAUCGGGGCCAGGACAGCGGGAACGGGGCCGGGACAGCGGGAACGGGGCCGGGACAGCGGGAUCGGGGCUGGGACAGAGAGAUCGGGGCCGGGACAGCGGGAACGGGGCCGGGACAGAGAGAUCGGGGCCGGGAUCAGCGCCGGGUCGGCGGGAGCGCUGCCCUCUCGAGGACGGCAGCCGUGCCCGCGGCGUGGGAGCGAACCGCGGCCCGGAGCCUCGGGGCUGCUGCCGCAGCCGCCGCCGUGCCCGGCCCGCCCGGCCGCUGCUUUGAGGAGCGCCGCUGGCCGCAGUCCCCUGCAUGGACGCGGAGAGCGGCUCUGGCGGCAGCCGGGACUCGCUGGGCAGCCCGGGGGCGGCCGAGCCGCUGCUCCGGCCCGCGGCGGCGCGCAGGGAGCAGCCCCCGGGCGGCGGCCGCGGCCCGAGGCCGGCGGCGGCUGUGCCGAAGCUCCGCGCCGGGGGCUCGCCCUGCCCGCCGGAUCCGGCUGCGGACGGAGCCCGCGGUGCCGCGGUGCCAGCCCGGGCUCCGGGCGGGGCCGGGACCAGCCGCGAGUGCCCCGGCGCCGCUCCAGGAGUCCUAAGCACCAAAGCAUAUCCAGAAUGCCUGCUUCCAGCUGAAAAUUCCAAGCCCGUGUUUUUAUCCCAAAUGGAUCCUCCUGGAGAAGCUGCAGCACAAGAUGAUCCUUUGGUGCUGCUGGAAGAUAGCAGAGGACCUGAAGAUGAUGUUUUUAUUUCUCAGUAUGCUACUGGCCAGAAGGAGGCUCUGAGAGCAGCAUUAAUGCAGAAAACUCAGAUUGUUCCUGUUCAUAAAGAGGUGAAGGUGCAGCUCUUGGGAAGUGCCCCCACAGAAAAAAGGGAAGGUGCUGUGGGUGACACCAGGUCAGCACCCAGGGAAGUUGACUCUGCAACAACCAUUGCAGCAGCCACUGCUGCUGCCAUUGCCACGACAGCUCCCCUUCUCAAGGUUCAAAAUGAUUUGGAAGCAAAAGUGAACUCAGUUUCAGAACUGCUUCAGAAACUGCAGGAGACAGACAGGCAGCUGCAACGAGUGUCUGAACAGCAAAAAAGUAUGAAGGCUCAACAUGAGGAACCCCACUACCACCAGAGAGUCAGCAAGCUUGAAAAACAAAUGAAUGCUUUCAUGGUGCAAAGGAUUCAGCACCUGGAAAAGCUACAGGAGCAACAAAUGAAUAUUCAGUCCCAUCUCAUCAGCUCUGCAGUGAACACCCGUGGGCUGCAGCAGGGUCCUGUGCCUGCCCCUGGGCCCCUGGCAGGGCACUGGGAGAAGCCAGAGCAGAGAUCACUCACUAACGAAGCACCUUCAUCUCACAGGGGUUUAUUCCCUGCCAGUGCUGCACCUGCCCAAGUGUUCCCUGAAGCAUAUUCAAGCAAUUUUCCAAGUCAUGGGGUUCAUACACAAAAAUCUCCUCUAAAGACACCAGUUCCUCGAAGAUAUGCUCCAGAACCUGUGCCCAAAAAUGGGAAAAUCUCAGAGAAAGAAAACUCUGUAGCAGAAAAUAUUCCCAAACCUACAAGAGAAGGUGAAGGGAAAGGUCUGGAACACGUUUUGAAUUCUCAAGAAACACUAAACCAAAGAGAGUAUUCCAAGAAGACAGCAUUAAACAGCAAUGAAAGCAGCUGGCAUUCUGAGAGACACAGACACAAUGCUUUGCCUGCAAACUCAAUUUCUUCUUUUGAAAACUACAAUUCAAUUGAGAAAACAGUGCAAAAAGCAGAUAAUUUACUUCAAGAUCUUGGCAAGUUGAGAAGAGAAAUGCACAACAUUCUGCAGGAAGCAAGUUCAUGGAAAUCUGGCAUGAAUGAUCUUAUUAAGGCAAAAAAUCCUCCUGUUGCACCUGAUCCUCCUGAGCAUCAUCUAGUCAGCAAGCCAUCCAUCCUUCAAAAUGUCCAAGUGCCAAGGUCUAUACUGACAGAUGCUGAAAGGAUUUUGAGAGGAGUGCAAAACAAUAAGAAAGUCCUUGAGGAGAAUCUGGAAGCUGUUACUCAUGCAAAAGAUGGAGAGGCCAUGUAUGCUUUCAGUAACUCCUUGACUACAAACAGAGAUGUCCUGGAAGAGAUUCGUAUCCGAAGGACUGUGGAUGAGAGGAUCAAGGCAAUCAGUGAGGAAAUCCAGGCUGAAAUGGCAAGAAAUUAUUCAGAACAAGGGAAACAUGAUCAAAAAAGUAACAAGAGAGCCCAAAACCUCAGGGCAAUGAAGACCAAGAAAGAAACUAAAGAGAAAACUCAAAACACCCAAGGAUGCUUGACAAAAAAACUUUCAGCUGCAGCUAAGCCAUUGCAGAAGCAAGUGGAAGAUAACACAAGGAAACAGAAGUUUAGAACUUACUUUUCAGAAAAUGUGCAGAGCAAAGAAAGAAGAGCAGAUGGAGCUGUAGGUGGAACUACACUGGUCCAAUAUGAAGAUUAUCUGUCUCAAGUUUAUGGAAAACCCAUUUACCAGGGCCACCGGAGCACGCUUAAAAAAGGACCUUACCUGAGAUUCAACUCUCCCUCUCCCAAAUCUAAACUGCCCAGACCCAAGCUGAUAGAGACUGUUAGAGGCACAAAAGUGAAGUCAGCAAAGACCCAGACCUGCUCUCACACACGGGUGGUCAUCAGCAGCCCCAGGAAGAAGAAUGCUGUGUAUGCCCAGCAGAGCCAGUUCUUCUUCAGCCCCAGCCAGGAUGUCCCUGCUGCCUCUGGUCCUCUGGAAGGCCACCUCAUUCCCAUGGCUGUUCCACUAGGUCAAACCCAAAGCAGCAGCACAUUAUUGCAGCCUGCUGGAGUAAUCAUAGAUAAACCACACCCUGUCACAGUUACAACCUCCCUUCCUCAAGUGCCACCAAAGCCUCCAGUCGAGGUAAAAAAACCAAAUAUAGCUGUGAUAGAGAUGAGAUCAGAGAAAAAGGACCCACCUCAGCUCUCUGUGCAGGUGUUACCAAGUGUUGAUAUUGACAGUGUUUCAAGUGCCAGUGGGAGUGUAAGUCCUGCUCCUUCAGGCUCUGAGGCUCUGCUCCCUCCUGUCAAUGCUGUAAUACAGGCUCCAGAAGAAAUACACAGUGAAGAGGAAGACACAAAGCUUCCAGGAGCUAACUUCAUUGAUGUUACUGAUGUCACAGAUCAGGAUCAGGAAGAGGAGAAGGAUGAAAUUCCAGAAUUCCUUGAGCCUCUUCUGGAGCUUAAUGGCCAGUUUAAAGUUGCCUCACCACAAUACAAUGGUCCUGUGUUUCCUCCAGUGGCUUCUGCUCCUCAGCAGCCUGCUGAUAUUUUGGAUGAACUGAUUCAAAGGAGAGAAACUAUAGAAAACAAGUUGAUAAAUUGGGUGGAACAAGAAAUAAUGGCAAAAAUUAUCAGUGAGAUGUGCCCAGCUCAGACAGAAAGGGUGCCCAGCAUUAGCAGCUCCAUAAAGAGUGAAGACAGUGAGGUUGUAACCCCUGGCAUUGUUGAAGUUGCAGGUGGUGGUGGAUUUCAGCUCUUUGUCAAUGCUGGUGUCCCUGUGGACUCAGAAAUGAUAAAUCAUUUUGUAAAGGAAGCUCUCAGUGAAACCAUUGCAACCAUGCUGGGAGACAGCCAGGCUCAGAGAGCAGUUCCUGAUCCUCUUCCUCCCAGCACAACCUCAGUGAUGGAGGCUCCUGUGCCUACUCCAGUGCCAACACCCCAGGCCACACCACCACCAACACCACCUUCAGAAAAAGAAUUGCCUCAGGUCAAAACUCCAGAUUCAUCUCCAUCUCCUCCAGAGAUGAGUGGGGAUGUUCGUGGACAUGAAAAAAUAAAAGAAACAGGAGUCGAGAUUGCAGCUGCCACGGGCCCUGUGGUCACCCCCGUGGUCACUCCUGUGGUCACCCCUGUGACCACUCCUCCCCCAGCAGCCACACCCAGCCCUCCUGCCUCAGAAUGGGGCUCCCAAGCUGGAAAAAGGCAAAGUCCAAAGCUUCCAAACCCGUGGGAUGGUGCAGAACUUCCUCUGGAAGAAGAGAACCCCAGUCCUGAAGAACCUAAGACUGUGGAGAUGUCAGUGGCCAAUGAUGAGGAACCAGAGGCUUUGCUUUUCCCAUCUCAGCAGCUGCCAGGGAGGCCCUUUGAGCCCCUGCCCUGCCCUGCCCAGGUGCCCUCACCUGUGCCCACGCUGAGCUCUGGGGUGUCCAGCCAGGAGAGCAGCCUCACCCCCACAGGCACCGAGACCACGGACAGACCCCUCUCAGAAGGGGAGGUGCUCUUCCCCUAUGGACAGCCACUGCCUGCAGCAGCCUUAGCAGAAGGAGGAUUGUGUCUUCCAAACCUCACUGAGAGCUUAUCCAGUACUCUCCGAGAUGCCAAUGAAAUGGAUUAUGAUCCUCCAAGUGAAGGGCAGGUGGUGAGAAGAAUGGAUAAAGGCUAUUAUUACAGGGAUCCUGUCCUGGCUCUUUUAACCAAAUUAAAUCAAGCACCUGUUUUUAUACAAGAAGGAAUAGACCACUCAGAGGAUUCUGAUGGCAGCAUUGGGGAGCUCAGUGAAGGUCAGAGGCCAAGGCUGUGCAGAGCACAGGAGAGAAUCCUGAUGGGAAAUUCCAUUUUUAUGGAGCAUCCAUCUGCUCAGAGCUCUGGAAACAGACCACGCCAAGGUCUCCGUUCUGCAUCUCCAGGGCAGCUUGUCCAAAUUGGAGCAGAAAUUCUUGGAGAUGCAGAUACGAGUCCCAGUCCAAUGCUUUUGGCUGAACUGGAGUCACAGCCAGGCUCAAAUCCUGCCCUGCCAGCAGCCCAGCCAAGCUGCAGAAUGACACCACUCCCAGAGGAUCUGUCCCAGGAAGAAAGCCAAGGAGCUGCACAUGGUCAGACUGUGAGACCCCGAGUUAUCUUUAUGAGAAGGAAAUCUGAGGAGAUGCAACAAGAAGGAGAGGAUGCUGCCCCUCACCUGAAUCCACAUCUUUCUGCAGCAAGGGUGUCAGUGCAGCUGCCUGGCACGAGCACAGAUAAUGAAACACAGAGUCUGAGCAGUGCACGUGAAGAUUCUGAUUCUUCAGGGACAGACACAUUUUAAAGCUUAGGGCUGUUUAUGGCAGUCUCUGUCUGAAGAUGCUGUCUAGUGUGAUAGUCUGGCUGUUCCAUCAAAAAAACAGUCUUUCAGUACUGUUUAUUUUCUACUAUUUUUUUCUUAUAAUUUUGUUAUUAUUUUAAAUGAUUCUGUCUGUGAAUAUAGCAAUUAUUUUUAAGCAAAUAAAAUUCAGUUUUUUUCCAGAA
Molecule: messenger RNA, 5417 nt
Organism: Vidua chalybeata
Lineage: Eukaryota; Metazoa; Chordata; Aves; Passeriformes; Viduidae
Product: KIAA0586 ortholog
Exons: 31
Coding region: 499-5217 (1572 amino acids)
Biological process (GO): smoothened signaling pathway
Cellular component (GO): centriole; ciliary basal body
Source: RefSeq, a predicted model, not a curated record